AUGUUCUUUCAAAGAAUAGUAGUUUCUUUAUUAUCUACAUACUUUUUGACUACAAAAAUUAUGGUAUUCAUAUUUGUCUUUUUGAUUGGAUUGCUUUGUUUUGAGGCUAGUGCUACUGAAGAUGAAUUACUUGCUGUUGUUGUUAUAUACAGGCAUGGGGAUAGAACCCCUGUCAAGCCCUACCCAACAGAUCCAUAUCGAAAUCAGUCUUACUGGCCAGUAGAUUUUGGACAGCUAACAAAUCUUGGCAAAGAACGGCAACUUGAACUGGGCCAAUGGCUCCGUAAACGAUACGAUGGUUUCCUGUCUUCUAAUUAUUCAGAAAAGGAUAUUUAUGUUCGAUCCACAGACGUAGAUAGGACCCUGAUGUCGGCUGCAGCAAACCUGGCUGGACUGUAUCCUCCUGUUUCAAACCAGGUUUGGGACAAAAACAUAAACUGGCAACCUAUACCUAUCCAUACUACGCCUGAAAUCCAAGACGCCUUGUUGGCAGGCAAGAAACCCUGCCCCAAAUACGAAAAGCUACAAAAACUGCUUUUCCGGUCGGAGUAUUUCAGGAAUAUUUCUCAUCAAAACCAUGAUCUUUAUGCUUACUUGACGCGGUAUUCCGGAGAAACGAUUUCGAAUUUAGAAACCACAGAAUAUCUAUAUAACACAUUGAUGAUUGAGACCAUUUACAAUUACACAUUGCCUGAGUGGGCAACCAAAGUUUUUCCAAGAAAACUUGAACCCUUGGCAUUUUUGAGUUUUGCUACGCAGACUUUUACUCCUCAGUUAGCACGACUCAAAACUGGCCCGCUUUUCAACCAUAUUAUCUCAUUUUUCCAAAAUCGUACAACUAAAGUAAGCGAUACACCAAAGUUCUUAGUAUUUUCUGCUCACGACACAACUAUUGCGAAUGUACUUAAUACUAUGGGAGCUUUCCAGUACCAUGCCCCUCCCUAUGCUAGCAGUAUACUUAUGGAGCUUAGAAAACGGAAUAACGGAAGAAACUAUGUGAAUUUAUUGUACAAAAAUAGUAGUGCUCCUAAAGAAAUUAACCUGAAAAAUUGUGAUUUUAAUUGUGAUUUAGCCAAUUUUAUUUCGAUUUUGAAACCAAUUACAAUUGAUUUGAAAGAAUGGGAGGUAGAAUGCCAACCUAAAUGGACCAGUGGAUGGCCAAUUGAUUUUCAAUGGAAUAUCAUUAUUGGUUGUUCCAUAUUUACUAUGAUUUUGUUAGCAUUUGGAUUGGUUUUGAGCCUCAAAAAAUCUAAACAGCAAAAGGAAAAUGAUUAUGUGAAGUUACCUAAUGAAGAGUAUUCCUAA
Phaedon cochleariae (mustard beetle) is the source of this 1305-nucleotide messenger RNA. The record is from the annotation of a GenBank genome assembly. Lineage: Eukaryota; Metazoa; Arthropoda; Insecta; Coleoptera; Chrysomelidae.